AUUUAUUUUGAAAUAAAAAUAUUUCCUAUAUAUGAUGUAGAAUUGUGUAUAAAUGUGUUGCAUUUUCUGUGGCACAGCUCUUUAAAGUCUUGUUUUAAAGGCAGGUUUAUUUAAAUCACACAAGAUGUGCGUGCAGACUUUCCCCCUUGACCAAUAUAACAAAUAUUCUCUGUUUCUCCUUAGCAGUGAAAACGAAAGUACUGUGAGCUGGGUUCUGCCAGAGAAAUGAAACUGAGCAGCUAGAGAAAUAGGGGAGGGAGUGUGGGGCUGGGAGAGGAGCAAAAGCUGCCUGGAGCAACUGGCAGACAUUCAUUCCUUUCUCCAGCCUGAGUACUGUACAUUUUUCUGACGAUUUCUUCUAGGACCAGUGAAAACGAAAGUACUGUGAGCUGGGUUCUGCCAGAGAAAUGAAACUGAGCAGCUAGAGAAAUAGGGGAGGGAGUGUGGGGCUGGGAGAGGAGCAAAAGCUGCCUGGAGCAACUGGCAGACAUUCAUUCCUUUCUCCAGCCUGAGUACUGUACAUUUUUCUGACGAUUUCUUCUAGGACCAUCCAAGCAAUGGCCACACAAGGGUCUCAUUUGGAAAAGAUCUCACUGGACUCUCAAACAGAGAUUUCUGUAUCACAUGAAGCAGAACCAAAGACUAAAAAUGAAUCCCGAAUGAAAAAUGAUGACGCCCUUCGUGACUUGUUCACUUUUACAGUGCAGAAACUCUCAGGAGCUGUCUUUGCCAGCCUGCUUAAUGAUUAUGUGGAAUCUGAAUUCUUCUUGAUUGAUGGAGAUUCCUUACUGCUAACUUGUGUUUUGGAUCAGUCACUGAAGGCAGGGCAGCAUCUGCAUUUCUUUUACUUGGUAGAAUCCUACUUGCAUAAACUGACCAACCGGGGAGCAAAAUAUGCUGUUGUGUUUUUUGAGGAUAUGGAGUUUUUCUACCAUGACAGAGUCGACCUUAUCUCUCUACGGACCCAACUGAAACUGCACUUGGAACACAACACAGACACAGUCAUAUACACCUUUUCCAACUUUUUGUCUGCUCAGUGGAACACAUUUCUGAUUGAUCACCAUCCCUACUUUCUAAUGGUUUGUGAUGAAGGUGUUACCCUGUCUCAAACAUAUUUCUUCAGUAUGCUUAUGCUAAGUGCCCUGGGGAAAAAAAUAGACCUCGUACUCACGUCAGGACAAGAGUUCGAUCAGCUCCGAGUGUAUGGAUACCAUAUCAAUGCCACCCACCAUCAUAACUUAUAUCCCAUAAAGAAACAGAAGCAGUUUCUUCAAGAUUUGGUAGAUCCAUGUGAAAAGUUGUACAGAAAGCGUGCACAGAAGCUGAAUUUCAGUAACACCAUAAACGAGAUUGAAAAGAGUAUAACAUUACUUUUUAACAAUGGGGAUAAGGCUUUAGACAUAAGAAGCAUCAUGUGUAUUCUGUCCUGCUCUGCAGUGCUGACAAUAUAUGGUAAAAAAGCAACACAUGGAGAAUGUCAGGCCUCACAGGUACAGGAUGACAGUGACCUGACCUUGGAAGAAGUGGCUGACCUAUGCAGAAUGUACUGUCUGAGUGUGGCCAUAUUGCUGGUUUUGCCCCUUUCCCAGAGAAUGAAAUCUAGGAACAUCCAUGCAGAUUGGAACAGCCCAGUAUUAGCAUGUUUAGAUUGGCAAAUAAUAUGUGAGCACAUUAUUCUGAAGAAGUUUUCCAACACCUCAAACUGGAAAAUAAAUUGGACACACAUUGCUGAUCUAAGUGAUGGUUUGCUGUUGAAAAACAUUGCAUAUUACUAUGAAAAAGAGAACAAUACAGGCUCCAAGUUGAUAUUCGGGAAGGCAAUAGAGGAGAAGUUUUCAUUUCUCUGGAACUCCAUUUUGGAAAUUAAUCCACAUAGUGAACAAAUACAAUCUUAUGACGUCAGAACAACAUCACGUCCUUUCCUUUCAAAGGCUUCCUCAAUAAUUGUGAGAGAGGAGAACAUGCCAACUAUAGGUCUUCUACGAGCAAAAUCUGACAUUGUUGAAGAGUAUGCUGGGGAUUUUUUGGAUGAAUUACCAUUUUUAAGCAGUAUUGAACAUAAAGAGACCCCAGUCACUCGAGGGAAAUAUUUUGAUGAACUUACACACUGGCAUUCUGGACGUCCACUAAGUGAUGAUUAUGACAGAACAAAGGGAGAUGAGGCAGCAUUGAAAGAUGAACGUGCUCUCAGAGAUUACCAAAAGCUGCAAACUCUUCACCGUUUUAGCGGGCAAUCUUUAGUCUCCUCAUCAUCCAAGACAAUUGUAAUACAGAAUGAUGACCCUGAAAAGAAGGGGGAGAAAGAAAAGGUUAUUGUUAAGAAAAAGCAACCACAGAAGUCUAAAAAAGAUCUAAUCAUAGAGGAAAACCAGAAAAGAAUGAAUGCCAAAGAGGAAACUAAAGACGCUGAACAGUGGAAAUUAGUGGCAUCUUCAAUUGAAAAAGAAAUGAGAGCAAAUUUUUUUCCUGGCUUAAAAAAACUGGAAAGUUUCAUAAAAAAUACCCAAACCCGCUCAGUGAAGCUUCUUGCAGAACUAUUAGGAUUAAGAAUUUCCUUUAAGGUGUGGGUCGAGCACUGCUGCACAGACAUGUCCUCAGAAGAGGAGGACGAUUUAAAUAUUGCUGUGGAAAUCAUGAAGAAGAUACAAACACUUCAUUAUAAAUACAAGGACAUGCUGACUAAUGAGGAUCAACAACUAAUAGCUCAAUGUCUUAGUUAUCUGGGAUUUGAGAACUUGGCGUGCACAUUGCCGCGCGCUAAGGUAACCAGUGCCAGAGAGGACAAGAAGAAGGCAGAGUGCAUGGUUGGAGUUGGAGCAGCUCGUUUCCAAUUGCAGUUUAUGAGUCCAUACUUGGUAAGAGAGGAGAGGACAGAUCCUGAUCCAAGAGUACAACACUUUAUACCGGACACAUGGCAGCGUAAACUUCUUGAUGUUGUUGACAAUAAUGAGUCUGCGGUGAUAGUUGCCCCUACAUCUUCAGGAAAGACUUACGCUUCGUACUACUGCAUGCAGAAAGUUCUGAGUCAAGGCCAUGAAGGUGUGGUUGUGUAUGUUUCACCAACAAAGGCUCUUGUAAACCAGGUGGUAACCACUGUAAUGAAUCAGUUCAACAAAAAUUUGCCCAAUGGAGUGGCUCUGUGUGGUGUUUUCACAAGGGAUUACCGUACUGAUGCAUUAAAUUCUCAGAUAUUAGUAACAGUGCCUCAGUGUCUUGAGAUUCUUCUCUUGUCGCCACACCGUCAGGAAUGGGCUAAAAGGAUUAAGUAUGUAAUAUUUGAUGAGAUUCAUUGCCUGGGUGGAGAAAUAGGUGCAGAAGUAUGGGAACAUCUUCUAGUGAUGAUUCGCUGUCCAUUUCUUGCUUUGUCUGCAACAAUAAGUAACCCGGAACAUCUAACUGAAUGGCUGCAAUCAGUCAAAUUUUACUGGCAAAAAAGAGAUAAAUUAAUAGAGGAAAACUGGACUGAGAAAGGAGCAAAGGCAAAAGCCUAUAAGAAGAAAGAAAAAAUGUCUUACAGAGUUCAUCUGGUGAUUUAUAACAAGAGAUACAAUGAUCUGGAAAAAUAUGUGUGCUCUGUGCAAGACUCCAAUGUAUCGUUUGAGCACUAUCACCCAUGUGCUGCCUUAACCACGGACCACAUGGAGAAAUAUGGAAUUCCAAAUGACCUGUCCUGCUCCCCAAGGGAGAGUUUACAACUGUAUGACACUAUGGUGGAUGUGUGGCCUGAAUGGGCAAGGAGAGAGGAACUCGAUCCUGAAGAAUACGCACAUUUCAAGGACAGAAUCAUCAUAACAAAAAAUGAUACAAAAAUAUAUGAGGAAGAACUUAAAAAAGAAUUAAUUGACUGGAUUAAGCAAGGAAACCAGGAAAAGGUUUCCCAACUAUUGAAGUAUCUUCAGCCACCAAAAUCAUCUUGUAAUGUGGACCGUGUCGCCUACUUUCCAAAGCUUGUUGAAAAACUGAAAGAAGAGCAAAAGCUGCCAGCUCUUCUUUUUGCAUUUAACAUUGGACUUGUGGAACAUCUCGCACAGGAAACAGCCAUAUUUCUAAAAAACAAGCAAGACAAUAAGACAAAACUUCUGACUGAGAAAAAAAGCCAAAAACUUAUCACCAAAGCAAAAAGACUGGAAAAAGCAAUAGCAAAAAAUGAACCCUCAAAAGUAAACGACGCUUUCUUAGCCAAUGUUGCCAAUCAUAAGAGUAUAGAGCAAGUACUUAUAAAGGACAAAGAAAUCCCACCAGACUGUACUUAUGCUGAUACCAGAGCUGUGAACAAUGAGUUACUCUGGGAGGUGUUCAGACAAACAAGUCGAUCAAGAGAUGCCAAGUGUCUGAGGUUUCUGGCAGAAAGAGGUGUGGGCUACCAUCAUGCCUCUUUGGAUGUUAAAGGAAGAAGACAAGUGGAGAUGCUCUUCAGGAUGGGAUACCUACGGGUUGUUACUGCAACUGGAUCUCUUGCCUUGGGAAUCAACAUGCCGUGUAAAUCUGUUGUGUUUGUUCAAGAUUCACUUUACCUGGAUGCAUUAAAUUACAGACAGAUGUCAGGACGUGCAGGAAGGCGAGGACAGGAUGUACUGGGAAAUGUAUACUUUUUCACCAUUCCUAUGCCUAAAGUGAAACGGCUUAUGAAAUCAGAUGUCCCUAACUUAAAAGGACAGUUCCCUUUAGGCAUCUCUUUUGUCCUACGACUGAUGUUAUUGGCUGCCAAAGCUGAUCACAAAGAAGAUGCCAGUGCUAAGGCUUUGUCAGUACUGAAGCACUCCCUGAUGGCGUUCAAAAAACCUUCUGAGACCAAAAUGUUGAAGCUCUACUUUCUGUUCUGCAUACACUUCUUAAUCCAUGAGGGCUAUUUGGAUCAACAUUGCAACCCUUUGGACUUUACCGGGCUGGUUACACAUUUACAUUACCAUGAACCAUCAAAUUUUGUGUUUGUCAGUUUUCUGGAAAAUGGUUUAUUUCACCGGCUGUGCCAGAGAAACACUAAAGGUUCAAAUAGGUUUCCACAAUCUGUGAUGGAAACCCUGGUGCUGGUAUUGGCUAACUUGUUUGGAAGAAGCUACCUUUUACCAUCCAUGCUAGAAUUAAAGGGAACAUUUAAACAGUCAAAGGUCUUUCUGGAAGGUCUACCAGAUGAUUUUGCUGCAGCUCUUGAAGACUACAAUUCCAAAAUAUCAGCAGUCUUUGGGCAGUAUCUUCUUGCUGUUUCUCAUCUGGCAAAUUAUGAACAAGAAUACAAGCUUCCUCUAUCACAAAUCAACUUCUCAGGGGAGGAAUGUGAGGAUUCUGAACUUGUAAACCACUUGAUGAACUGCACCAAAAGGAGAAGUGCCAUAACCCCCUUUGCCUGCCUGUCUGGAAAUACAGAUCAUGACUUAACUUUUGCAGCACAUUUGGACAGUAUUUUGUUGCAAACUAGUCAUGUGAGUGAAAAACACAUUCCUCGCCUGCAUUUGGAGAACACAGAUGCUUGUGGUAGAAAACUGUUACUAAAUGCCUAUGCACUGGAUUUCUUCAAGCACAGCUCCAUAGAUGCACUGGAAACUGAUAAUGGGUUUCACAAAGGAGAUGCUUUUUACAAGUUACGAGAUUUUUCUUUAUGCAUUGCAACUAUAAGAGUUUCUUUAAAGGAAAUGUGUGAAGAUGAGGAUGACCCCGUUGUGUUAGCUUUCGAGCAGCUGAAUACCCUGUACAGAGAGAAACUGGAGACUGCUUAUCCCAGGCGCAGAAUCUUUUAUGCCUGAAGCCAUCCAUUCAUCCACUCAUUGUGUUUCUAAUGUACCGAGCCUUCUCUGCUGGCCAAACUAAACAUGGCAAUACGUGGUUAGUUUGGAGAAAAGAUUCAUAAGAAUGUGUAUUUCCAAACGUAAUGUUUUCUAGGGCCUUUUUUUUUGGCCAAUCUUAAGUAUGCUAUUAGUUCAGUCCUACUGGGGGAAGAUGUAAGGGGAAGUAAAGCCUAACUAAAGUAGUAGGCUAGAAAUGGUCUACAUUAGGUUCUGGGCUUCUGUUAGCAGCCCAAGGCAACCACAGCCAUUAAGCAUUGAAGAUCCGUGCCUCCAAAGAUGCCCGGUAACUCCCCAGCUUAGGGACCGACGAACAAUAUACUUUAUGUACAGAAUAUAAAUGUCAAAAUAUCAGACUUUUUAGUAAUUAAUACAGAUAAUUACUACAUGGCAGCUUAGAAACGAGUGCAAUAAGCAUUAGAAUUCAACCAUCAGGCCUGUAGCAUUAGCUUAUAUGACAGGCCGGCCUCAUUUUCUAUUUGAUAAUUUGUGACAACCCCUAAGCUUAGCUUCUCAGUAGCAGCUCAGAGCCCACUGAACAUGUGAGUGUCACUGACACUUUUCAAGAUGGGGAGCUCUUGUGACAACUGUAAAGACCUAGAUCGUUGCUGCUAUGGAGAUGCUGAAACUUUAGGCUGGUUUAAUAGGAUUAGUAUAUACAAUAUGUAUUUUUAGGGUUUAGUUCUCCUUUAAUUCAGCAGGAACAUCUUAAUUUAUCUACACAUAUUAGGUACUGGCAUGCUAAGGCGACAUAAGGCUUUCAAAAUCAGUUGUGCUUGUGUGCACAUAAAAGACCUUUUGUGUUUCUAUAUAAUAUGCUUGAAUGUCGUGAAACUUUCUGCAUAAAUCUGGCCUAUAACCCGGUCUGUUUUUCACGCAUUCUUAAAAUAGACAAUGAGAAGCCAAUGCAAGCACAGUAUGCAUCUUUGCUAAUAUCAGUUUUAGUCACAAAAUGACUUUCAUGUACGGUUAAUUUAAAAGGAAAUUGCAAUCCGGAACUCUGCUAUGAAAUACCCAGAGAUUAAAAACCACAAAUUUUUUGGCACAUCAUAGUAAAAUGAUGAUGAGUGUGUGGAUCCAAAUCACUGCAGCAUACUGAACCCUUAUGAGGUUUACUACAGGGCAAAAGGAAACACCUUCUGCUCAUAAUGAAAAAAUGUUCUGUAUUAUAUCUUUUUAAUGUUUUUUAAUGUCUAUUUCAAACUAUAUCAAGAUAAAAAUCCAAAUUUUGCCUUCAACCUAUUACACAUUUUAUACCUCAGAUCAGUGUUUUUUUGAGUUUGAGAAAGCUAUGGUCAGUGAUGAAUACCAAUAUUAACAAAAUGAAUGAAGUUGGAUAAUUUGACAGAUUUUGUUUUAUGCCAAUAAAUGUUUGUUUGUUGUAAUGAAA
This is a messenger RNA of Xenopus tropicalis (tropical clawed frog), 7170 nucleotides long. RefSeq names its product DEXD/H-box helicase 60 (gene ddx60). Bases 558 to 5741 code for a protein of 1727 amino acids. Lineage: Eukaryota; Metazoa; Chordata; Amphibia; Anura; Pipidae. Gene Ontology annotation, molecular function: nucleotide binding; nucleic acid binding; hydrolase activity. The transcript has 39 exons. The record is from RefSeq and is a predicted model, not a curated record.